GUGUGUGUGUGUGUGUGUGUGUGUAUGAGCAAUCUCAUCAAAGGACAUUCGCUGCAGAGCUGUUCCAGUCCGGAAUCAUCAACUCUGACGACUGGCUUGUUAUCUGUUUGCAAGAAACCCUGCGGCUCAGCUCGUACGCACAGAGGCCUCCUGUUGCACAGGGAAACGCGGUGCAUCCCUCCACCACCGCCAUCACCCCCCGACGCAACCCGUGGAGUUGUUGACAACUUCCCCGACGAACGCGCAUAAUCGUACGCGGUGUCUUCCGAACGCCGAUAUUUGAUGCGUUAAAGGCACAGACUUCGACAACGGGAUCUGUUUUUUUUUGGACAAAAUCGAAGCGAGAUAACUUUUCUUUUAGGAAAAAAGAGUGUUGACCCUACAGCUACAGGGUAGACUUUUGCGAUAGCCUACCCUGUUCUCCAUACACACACAUAUCGCGCGAGAACGAUUGUCUUCAGGAUACCUUAUACAGUGUGCUCUACAUCCACCGUCCGCUGUCGAAAAGCUUGGGCCGGGAGGAGGAGCGUGUGCACCUGAGUGCAUGGGGGUGUAGACCUAAAGAUGGCUCCUGGCGGAGGAGGCAACAUCAAGGUGGUGGUGAGGGUACGACCGUUCAACAGCAGAGAAAUCGCCCGCUCAGCAAAAUGUAUCGUUCAAAUGCAGGGGAACCAAACGGUUCUCACACCACCACCCGGAGCCGAGGAAAAAGGUCGCAAGGGCGGCAAGGGCGGCGGCACGAUCGACGGACCCAAAGCCUUCGCGUUCGAUAAGUCGUAUUGGUCGUUCGACCGGGAUGCUAAGAAUUACGCCGGUCAAGAUAAUCUAUUCAGCGAUCUCGGUGCGCCGUUGUUGGAUAAUGCAUUUCAAGGCUAUAAUAACUGCAUUUUCGCCUAUGGGCAGACGGGCUCGGGAAAAUCGUAUUCGAUGAUGGGAUAUGGAGAGGAAUACGGUGUGAUCCCAAGGAUCUGUAAGGAUAUGUUUCAGCGGAUUGCGACGAUGCAGACGGACAAGAAUCUCUCGUGUACGGUCGAGGUAUCGUACUUGGAAAUUUACAAUGAGAGAGUGAGGGAUUUACUGAAUCCCGCGACGAAGGGGAAUUUAAAAGUCCGAGAGCACCCGUCGACAGGCCCGUAUGUGGAGGAUUUGGCGAAGUUGGUGGUCAGGUCGUUUCAGGAGAUUGAAAAUUUGAUGGAUGAGGGGAAUAAAGCGAGAACGGUGGCGGCGACGAAUAUGAACGAGACAUCAAGUCGAUCGCAUGCCGUGUUUACGCUAACGUUAACGCAGAAGAGACACGAUACAGAGACAACUAUGGAUACGGAGAAAGUAUCACGGAUCAGCCUCGUCGACUUGGCUGGCUCAGAGAGAGCUACUUCUACCGGAGCGACUGGAGCACGACUCAAAGAAGGUGCUGAAAUUAAUCGAUCGUUGUCUACGCUAGGCCGUGUCAUUGCCGCUUUGGCGGAUCUGUCUUCGGGGAAGAAGAGAAACGCUUCGAUGGUUCCGUACCGUGAUUCUGUGUUAACGUGGUUACUUAAGGAUUCUCUCGGUGGCAAUUCCAUGACGGCUAUGAUAGCAGCCAUUUCUCCUGCGGAUAUCAACUACGAAGAGACAUUAAGCACUUUGCGAUACGCAGACUCUGCCAAGCGUAUUAAGAACCAUGCCGUUGUCAACGAAGAUCCGAACGCCCGCAUGAUCAGAGAAUUAAAAGAAGAACUUGCGCAACUCAGGAGUAAACUUGGAGGCGGGGCGGCAGCGGGCGGCUCUGGUGGUGGGAUUGCUGAAGAGACUUAUCCACCAGGUACGCCGUUGGAGCAGCAGAUGGUGACUAUCCAGCAACCAGACGGUACCGUACAGAAGGUCAGCAAAGCUGAUAUCGUUGAACAAUUGAACCAAAGUGAGAAACUUUACAAGGAUCUUAACCAAACAUGGGAGGAGAAAUUGGCAAAGACGGAAGAAAUUCACAAGGAACGAGAAGCUGCUCUGGAGGAACUUGGUAUCAGCAUCGAAAAGGGUUUUAUAGGCUUAUCCACGCCCAAGAAAAUGCCCCACCUGGUUAAUCUCAGUGAUGACCCGCUUCUGGCCGAGUGCUUGGUUUAUAAUAUCAAGCCCGGGACUACUACCGUUGGAAAUGCGGACACCGCAACAAACUGUGAAAUUCGUUUGAACGGGUCGAAGAUUCUUCAUAAUCAUUGCAAGUUUGAAAAUGUGGACAACGUCGUCACUAUUGUGCCCACUGAAGGUGCCGCUGUAAUGGUCAACGGGCUGCGAAUUGAUAAACCCCAACGACUACGAAGCGGCUUUCGCAUAAUCCUGGGCGAUUUCCAUAUAUUCCGAUUUAACCAUCCACAAGAAGCUCGUGCUGAACGAGUCGAACAAAGCCUGCUGCGUCACUCGGUGACCACCAGCCAACUUAGCUCCCCUAUUGUGCCUCGGACUCACGAUAGAUCAAUGAGCAAGAGUGGCUCAGACGUUGAUGGAGAUUCCGUUAGGGCCGAGUCACCCAUGCCGUCACAGCGAGGGAGGGAUUCGGACUGGUUGCUCGCUAGACGGGAAGCAGCCAGCGCGAUACUAGGUGGCGAUCAAAAAAUCUCACAUCUUACGGACGACGAGUUGGAUGCUCUAUUUGAUGACGUCCAAAAAGCACGCGCUGUGAGAAGGGGCAAAACGGAAAAUAAAUUCUUGGAAAAUGAGGAAGAUUCAGACUCCGUCAGCUCCUGUCCUGUGCGGGAUAAAUAUAUGUCUAACGGGACGAUUGAUAAUUUUUCCUUGGAUACGGCGAUAACUAUGCCGGGAACUCCUCAUCACACCGAGGAUGAGGAUAAGGAACUUAGAGAGCCUGCGCUGCAGAUGGUCCGGGACAAUAUGCAACAUCAGUUAGAUAAGCAGAAGGCGGAAUACCAGGAGAAGCUCAGAGCCGCUGAAUCAUCACAGCAGGAUGUCGAGGAAUUACGCGCUGAAAAAGCUCGGAUGGAAGAAGCGCUUCUCACGGCAAAGGAAGAAUUCCAACAGCAAUUACAAAAGCAAAAAGAAGCAUUUGAGUCUCAUAUCAAAGAUUUGGGCCAUGCACCUCUCAAAUCGUAUGAGAAUGGCUUCCCGAUUCUCGAACCUAGUGAAAUAGAGAUUGCUAGAGCAGUCUUCCACCACUGGCGGCGACGUAAUUACGUCCGUAUGGCUGAAUCUGUCCUUCAACACGCGUCAUUACUCAAGGAAGCGCAGGUGAUGAGCCAUAUAAUGGAGAAGAAUAUCUCGUUCCAAUUUGCCAUCAUUGACGUUGGCCAAAGUAUGGGAUCCUCGUAUGAUCUCGUCCUUAAUGGUAUAUCGUGUGACGAUGAUAUAGCUCUUGACGAUGCGAAGAAGCCAUGCAUUGGUGUUCGAGUGAUUGAUUUCAAAAAUAAUGUCAUCUAUCUGUGGUCUCUUGAUAAAUUACAACGCAGGGUACAGAUGAUGAGACAGAUGCAUCAAUAUAUCGACCGACCUGAUUACAUCCAGCAUUUUAAGCUGGAAAACCCAUUUUCAGAAACCUGUCCACCAAAGUAUUCUCUUGUCGGGGAUGCUGACAUCCCGUUAACUGCGGUAUUCGAGGCUCGCGUUCAAGACUUCUCAGUUGAGGUUGUCUCUCCAUACACGCAAAAUGUUGUUGGACUUGUAAGAUUAUCGCUUGAACCCUCUGCUGCUCAGGCACCCUCAUCUACACUCAAGUUCAAUGUCGUUAUGCAUGAUAUGGUUGGUUUCGCCGAAAGAGAGGGUACAGAUGUGCAUGCCCAGCUCUUUGUUCCCGGUGUAUCUGAAGACGGGGGUGCCACGACGACACAGAUGAUAUCAGGGUUUGAUGAGAAUCCUGUCCGAUUUGAGAGUGUUCAUAGUAUGAGCCUUCCCUUGUCAAGUCCCAGGAACUCUACGCUGAAGGUCAGCAUAUUUUCGUUCGUUUCAACAAUGCAUUUAGAUAAGCUUCUCAGUUGGGAUGAGAUGAGAGACGCGCCUGAAGCUCCUCCGCAGAGGAGAAAAGCUCCUAGAAUACCCGAAUCAGAGUUUUACUCAGAGGAGAGACAUGAUGUCUUUGCAAGAGUUCAAAUUCUUGAAUUAGCAGAAUCCGGAGAGUAUCGUCCCGUUGACGUUCUUCAGAACAAUAAUCUGGAUCCUGGGACUUAUCAGCUCCAUCAAGGUCUCCAGAGACGUAUAGUCAUUGACCUUACCUAUAAUUCGACUGAAGGUCUGCCUUGGGACGACAUCACGUCUCUUCGGGUUGGAGGCGUACACUUGCUAGAUCCAUGGGGGAAGAUACCGGAUAUGGAGACUCAGACUCCCGAUAUUCAGCUCAAACUGGUCCAGGAGCCGACGAUAAAGGACAAUGCUGAUGGGACCUCGAAUGUGACCCUAAUCGGUCAAUGGGAUUCCAGUCUUCACGGUUCGCUACUUCUGGAUCGCACAACAGCGGACAAAUAUCGAGUUCAGAUCACGAUACGUUGGAACUUGGUCUCUUCUCGUCUACAGGACCCUAUUGUAUUUGAGCUUGACCAACGACUACAAAUACUAGGCAGGACAUAUGUCCGACAGCAGUCGAUGUUUAAACAAUUCUGGGCUUCAUCUCGGGUCAUCCAUUCCACCGUGGGCAUGUUUUCACUUGCUGUUCGGCCGGUUUCUGCAAAACGAGCGGCGGAUCUAUGGCGUAUGAACACUCAGAAUGACUAUGUAAAAGGCGAGGAGCUGCUGAGUACCUGGUCACCACGCAAAGUUUCCUUGGUCCGAGAUUAUAUACGUGCUCGUAAACGACGGCAACGUGUCGCAGAAAUCGAUGCUGCUCGUGGUUCUUUGAGCACAGGUAGCUUGACGCCUUUGACAAAUGGCUGGUCCACCCCGUCAAGAGGCGCUGAGAAAUCCCAACGACAAGAGAAACUUCUUCGAAAAUAUCUCGAUUUAUGGUCCACAAAGAAGGACCUGGCAGAGACUAUUCUCGUUAAAGGCAAUACAGAGCCACCCGUCCAAGGAGCAGCGUUUGCGCGGAGAACAAGCAGUAAUUCACCCCCCAAAGCUCCUACUAAUGUCUCAAGCAACACCAGUCUCUCAGGUGAUGCCGAGAGUACAAUCUCUAGUCAUAUAUCUUCAUCCGAGCCUUCAAAACCUCGCUUCCUAGCCACCAUUCAACAUAUACCCAAGAAUCCUUCCUCUUCUAAAACCGGCUGCCUUUAUACCCCCGAUGAUACUAAUACUCACUGGGUCCGACGUUUUGUUGAACUCCGACUUCCCUACUUACACGUCCACUCCGUUCCAGAUGGAGACGAAAUCAAUGCGAUCAAUCUUCGCAAUUCCCACAUUGAUCAUGAACCAGAUUUCGCUCGAUUACUGGGGCCUUCGUCUAGGGGUGCCAAUAAUGAACGGAGUAGGGAAUCGAUGCGAGGACGACCAAAUGUCUUCGCCGUGUAUGGGACGCAGAAUACGUACCUAUUCGCGGCGAGGACGGAGGCGCAGAAGAUCGAGUGGAUUUUGAAGAUUGACCAGGGGUAUUUUAGUGGUGCUCGCGCGGGUGUGGGAGCAAGUUAAGUAUCCCUCUAGGUCGAUAGUAGGGCAUCGUUUCCGCCCUUUUCUAUUUGUGUCGUUAUAGAACUUUUGCCAUCCUGGUCGGUCAUGGAAAGGUAGGGCAAUGUGGGUUAUCAUUUUACGGGGAUUUAAAGGGACAUUUCAGGAAAUAUAUUUCGAUUUAUCAG
Coccidioides posadasii C735 delta SOWgp is the source of this 5705-nucleotide messenger RNA. It is a transcript of the gene KLP8, whose product is annotated as kinesin-like protein Klp8. The record is from RefSeq and is a predicted model, not a curated record. Gene Ontology annotation, molecular function: ATP binding; microtubule motor activity; microtubule binding. Gene Ontology annotation, biological process: microtubule-based movement. NCBI's taxonomy places the organism in Eukaryota, Fungi, Ascomycota, Eurotiomycetes, Onygenales, Onygenaceae.